Molecule: messenger RNA, 2489 nt
Organism: Prunus persica (peach)
Lineage: Eukaryota; Viridiplantae; Streptophyta; Magnoliopsida; Rosales; Rosaceae
Product: subtilisin-like protease SBT5.3
Exons: 12
Coding region: 1-2295 (764 amino acids)
Biological process (GO): proteolysis
Molecular function (GO): serine-type endopeptidase activity
Source: RefSeq, a predicted model, not a curated record
AUGCCGGCAUUGCCCAACAAGCCUUACACACUCACUAGAGUUCUUACUCUUCUCUUCUUCAUUGCAUUUACUUUGGCCCAUGAAGCCACUGCUAACAAAAAGCAUUAUAUAGUUUACAUGGGGCACCACUCUCACCCCAACUCUGAAUCUGUCAUCAGAGCAAACCAUGAGGUUCUUGCUUCAGUCACUGGAAGUAUUGUUAGAGCACAAGAUGCAGCACUUCACCAUUACAGUAAAACUUUUCAAGGCUUCUCAGCCAGGCUUACACCAGAGCAAGCUCAACAACUUGCAGAAAGUGAUUCAGUUGUUUCUGUGUUCGAGAGCAAAACAAAUCGUUUGAGCACAACACAUUCCUGGGAUUUUCUAGGCCUAGACUCUAUUCCCCAAUACAAUCAAAUGCCAAUGGAUUCAAAAUCCAAUGUCAUUUUCUGUUUUGCAGGAGUUUGGCCAGAGUCAGAGAGCUUCAGUGAUAAAGGAUUAGGGCCUGUGCCGGAGAAAUUCAAAGGAGAGUGUGUUACUGGCGAGAAUUUUACAUUGGCCAACUGCAACAGGAAAAUCAUUGGCUCCCGCUUUUACGUUCAAGGAUUUGAAGUAGAGAAUGGGCCUCUUGAGUCCUUUGCGCCUCUUCCUUUUUUCCGAUCAGCUCGAGAUAGUGAUGGACAUGGGAGUCACACUGGCUCAACAAUAGCUGGAUCUGUGGUACCUAAUGCCAGCUUCUUUGGGAUGGCCAGAGGCACUGCAAGAGGGGGUGCACCGAGCACCAGACUUGCUAUCUACAAGGCAUGCUGGUUUAACUUGUGUAGUGAUGCAGACGUUCUUUCUGCUAUGGAUGAUGCCAUUUAUGAUGGUGUCGAUAUUCUCUCCCUUUCCCUUGGCCCUGACCCUCCACAGCCAACUUAUUUUGAAAAUGCAAUCUCCAUUGGGGCUUUCCACGCAUUCCACAGAGGAAUACUUGUUUCUGCAUCAGCUGGGAACUCUGGUUUCCCAAGUACUGCAUGCAAUGUUGCUCCCUGGAUCCUCACUGUUGCUGCAAGCACUUUGGAUAGGGAAUUCCAUUCAAACGUAUAUCUUGGAAAUUCAAGAAUUCUAAAGGGUUCCUCUUUAAACCCACUGAAAAUGGAAAGGUCUUACGGUUUGAUAGCUGCAAGUGCUGCAGCUCUCCCAGAAGUCACAGCAAAGAAUGCAAGCUUUUGCAAGAACAAUACUCUAAAUGCUAGCUUAAUUAAGGGGAAAAUCGUGGUAUGCACCUUUGAGACCUUCACUGAUAACCGAACGGACAAAAGCAGAGUUGUAAGACAAGGUGGUGGUGUGGGCAUGAUUCUUGUCGAUCCAUUUCUCAAAGAUGUUGGCUUCCAGUUUGUCAUCCCAGGCACUCUAAUUGGUCAAGAAGAAGCACAAGAGCUUCAAGAGUACAUGAUGACAGAAAAGAACCCAGUUGCUAUAAUCUCCCCGACAAUUACAUUUCUGAAAACUAAACCUGCACCAGAAAUGGCAGUGUUCUCAUCCAUGGGGCCAAAUAUCAUAACCCCAGACAUUAUCAAACCAGAUGUUACAGGACCUGGAGUGAAUGUUUUAGCAGCAUGGUCUCCGGUAGCGACUGCUGCAACGGCUGAAAUGUCUGUCAAUUAUAACAUAAUAUCUGGCACCUCAAUGUCUUGCCCACAUGUAUCUGCGGUUGCAGCAAUUUUGAAAUCCUACCAACCUUCCUGGAGUCCAGCAGCCAUAAUGUCUGCAAUAAUGACAACAGCAACUGUCCUUGAUAACAGCAGAAGCACCAUUGGAAGAGAUCCAAAUGGAACCCCUACCACACCUUUCGACUAUGGAUCUGGACACAUUAACCCGGCUGCAGCAAUUGAUCCUGGACUAGUAUAUGAUUUUGAUUCCCAUGACAUUAUCAAUUUUCUCUGCAGCACUGGGGCUAGCCCUUUGCAACUGAAAAACCUCACAGGAAGUCUAGUUUAUUGCCAGAAGUCUCCUACCCCUUCCUACAAUUUUAACUAUCCUUCGAUUGGUGUGUCAAAAAUGAAUGGAAGGGUAUCUGUUCACCGAACUGUUACUUAUUAUGGUAAAGGCUCAACAGUAUAUGUUGCCAAUGUAGAUUAUCCAGCAGGUGUGAAUGUUACAGUUGCACCAUCUAAACUCAAGUUUACAAAAACCGGGGAAAAGAUGUCUUUUAGGGUAGAUUUUGCCGCCUUCAAGAACAGUAAUGGAAGCUUCGUGUUUGGAGCUUUGACAUGGAGCAAUGGUAUUCAAAAGGUUAGGAGUCCUAUUGGUCUCAAUGUGAUUUCAGUAUAGGAACAAGAGUUCUAGAGCUUGUUUUUUUUUUCAAGAUACUAUAUCUAGAUGAUGGUUUGAACUUGUCGAUUAUCCCAUCAAAAGCUACAAGUAGAAUCAAAAGUUCAUGGUCACUUCCUUUCCUGUGGACUUGUAUAUCUAUGGUUUCAGAUUAAAUACAUUCCGAUAUGUAUGAGGCACUGAGAAAUCAUAGU